GAGGGAAGGGAGCCGGCGGCGGAGCCGGGCGGGUGCGAGGCGAGGCCAGGCGUGCAGGCGGGAGCCAGCGUGCAGAGCCGUGGCUGGUCCUGCUCCCGCCUCGGAGCCCCUGGCCCGGGGGAGGGGAGAGGCGGCUAGCCCGGUCUAUGUCUUUUUCUGACUCCAGUGCAACCUUCCUGCUGAACGAGGGUUCAGCCGACUCCUACACCAGCCGCCCGUCUCUGGACUCCGACGUCUCGCUGGAGGAGGACCGGGAGAGUGCCCGGCGCGAAGUGGAGAGCCAGGCUCAGCAGCAGCUGGAAAGAGCCAAGCACAAACCCGUGGCGUUUGCUGUGAGGACCAAUGUCAGCUACUGCGGCGUGCUGGAUGAGGAGUGCCCGGUCCAGGGCUCGGGAGUCAACUUUGAGGCCAAAGACUUUCUGCACAUUAAAGAGAAGUACAGCAAUGACUGGUGGAUCGGGCGGCUAGUGAAGGAGGGCGGGGACAUCGCCUUCAUCCCCAGCCCCCAGCGCUUGGAGAGCAUCCGGCUCAAGCAGGAACAGAAGGCCAGGAGAUCCGGCAACCCUUCCAGCCUGAGUGACAUUGGCAACCGCCGCUCCCCUCCUCCGUCACUAGCCAAGCAGAAGCAGAAGCAGGCGGAACAUGUUCCCCCCUACGACGUGGUGCCCUCCAUGCGGCCCGUGGUGCUCGUGGGACCCUCUCUGAAAGGCUAUGAGGUCACCGACAUGAUGCAGAAGGCUCUCUUCGACUUCCUCAAACAUCGGUUUGACGGCAGGAUCUCUAUUACCCGCGUCACUGCUGACCUCUCCCUGGCGAAGCGAUCCGUGCUCAACAACCCUGGCAAACGGACCAUCAUCGAGCGCUCCUCUGCCCGCUCCAGCAUCGCUGAAGUGCAGAGUGAAAUUGAGCGUAUAUUCGAGUUGGCCAAAUCCCUGCAGUUGGUAGUGUUGGACGCGGACACCAUCAACCACCCAGCCCAGCUGGCCAAGACCUCGCUGGCUCCCAUCAUCGUCUUCGUCAAAGUCUCUUCGCCCAAGGUACUGCAGCGGCUCAUCCGCUCCCGGGGGAAGUCCCAGAUGAAACACCUGACCGUACAGAUGAUGGCGUACGACAAGCUGGUGCAGUGUCCACCCGAGUCAUUUGAUGUCAUCCUGGACGAGAACCAGCUGGAGGAUGCCUGCGAGCACUUGGCCGAAUACCUGGAGGUGUACUGGCGAGCCACCCACCACCCAGCCCCUGGUCCUGGGCUUCUGGGCCCACCCAGUGCCAUCCCUGGACUCCAGAACCAGCAGCUGUUGGCAGAGCGUGGCGAGGAGCACUCGCCCCUCGAGCGGGACAGCUUGAUGCCCUCGGACGAGGCCAGCGAGAGCUCCCGCCAAGCGUGGACGGGAUCCUCACGCCGCAGUUCUCGCCACCUGGAGGAGGACUAUGCGGAUGCCUACCAGGACCUGUACCAGCCUCAUCGACAGCACACCUCGGGGCUGCCUAGCGCCAACGGGCAUGACCCCCAGGACCGGCUCCUAGCCCAGAACUCGGAGCACAGCCACAAUGACCGGAACUGGCAGCGGAACCGGCCUUGGCCCAAAGACAGCUACUGAUGGCCUCCUGCUGUACCACCCUAUUGGGCAUAGGCACAGCUGGCCGGGGCACCCCACUCCAGGCAGGCCGGAACUAGACUGGCAUUAGGCUGGCUCUAGGCUCAGCCCUCACGAACCCCUGCCCAGCCCCAGCUUCAGGGCUACUUAGGAAAAGCAGGGGGCCCCCUCUCACCUACUGGGCACAGUGACCCCCUAGGCUCCCAUUCCAGGUACUAGCUGUGUGUCCUGCACCCCUGGCACCUUCCUCUCCUGCACAAGCUGCUGCCCCUCUGGGCAGCGCCCUCAGGCCAGGAUCUCCUUAGCAGAGGCCUUCCCACCAGACUCAGGGAAGGGAGCCGCCUCCACACGAGAAGAGGCUGGGUGUGGGCACCACGGCAUGAGGAAGCAGUAUGGUCUUGGGCAGUUGCAAGUCCGAACAGUCGAGGGACUUGGGGGGUUGGGCUUCAGGGUCCGAAGGCCUGCACUCCCCUCACUGCCACACAUAAGAAAUGAGACAAUCAAAGCCAGUUGGGUGGUACUCCCACCAGUUGGGCUGGGGCACCCACCUGCCAGGCUGGAGCAGCAGGCAGGCUAGGCCGAGGCCUGAGAGAUCAUAGCAAUUCGGAGGAAAGGCCUCUCCUCCCCCUGCCAGGAGGCUUCCCAGCAUGACGGGGCCAGGAGUGAAGCAGUGGGGUCAGGUCGGAGGCCCACCUGGUUUUGGGUUCAGGGCGGGUGGGCGGACGGGCUCGUGGAGCAGAAAACACGAAGCGCCGUGGGGGCCUCCCUGCCAUCCGCAUUCUCUUGCCCUUGCAUCCUGUCAUUUCUGUUCUUGCCCUUCAUGCCUCCUGAAAGGUAGGGGCUCCAGGCUUUCCUCCCCGACUCCUAGCUGCUGCUUGUUAGGUUAGGGCCACACGAGGAGAGCUGGGACAUGGUGGAUAGCCCAGCACGGUUCUGUCUACCCAGUUAAACCCUUACAUUCCGGCUCUCAUGUAUGACCUUCAGAGCAUGCUCCACAAGACCCUGCCCGACCUCGCUGUCAUUGUGAAUAAAACACCACGCA
Messenger RNA from Ochotona curzoniae (black-lipped pika), 2637 nucleotides. It is a transcript of the gene CACNB3, whose product is annotated as calcium voltage-gated channel auxiliary subunit beta 3. Bases 147 to 1598 code for a protein of 483 amino acids. The transcript is spliced from 13 exons. The record is from RefSeq and is a predicted model, not a curated record. Gene Ontology annotation, biological process: chemical synaptic transmission; neuromuscular junction development; regulation of voltage-gated calcium channel activity. Gene Ontology annotation, cellular component: voltage-gated calcium channel complex. Gene Ontology annotation, molecular function: high voltage-gated calcium channel activity; protein binding. NCBI's taxonomy places the organism in Eukaryota, Metazoa, Chordata, Mammalia, Lagomorpha, Ochotonidae.